AUGAAACGCUACCAGACCCUGUUUUGGAUAAUAAUAACAUUAUUUAUAUCAAUAUGUUUUGGAUCUUAUGCACCUCAAAAAGUUGAUUGUCCAAGUAAUUCAUCAGAUUUUUUAAGAGUUGCAAAUGAAAUAUCAGAUAGAGAAAAUCAAUGGGUUCAAGGUAGAGAUGAUAUAACAAAUGAUAAAAUUGUAGAAUUUUUAAAAAAUGCAAAUAUGUCAGAUAUAAAUCCUGACGAUUUUAAAGAUAAAAAUAUACAUAUUGGAUUAGCAUUUUCAGGUGGUGGAUAUAGAGCUAUGUUGAAUGGUGCUGGUCAAUUAAGUGCCUUGGAUGAAAGAACAAGAGUUGAAAAGGGCAAAGGUUUAGGUGGAUUAUUACAAGCUUCUACUUAUAUUGCGGGAUUAUCAGGUGGUUCAUGGUUAGUUGGUUCUAUAAUAAUGAAUAAUUUUACAUCAGUUCAAGAUAUUGUUGAUAAGAAUCAAAUUUGGGAUUUAGAACAUUCUAUAUUAAAUUAUGGUGGAAUUAAUGUUGUUAAAACUUAUAAAUAUUAUAAAGGAAUUUCAGAUGAUUUAGAUGAUAAAAAGGGAGCAGGAUUUGAAUUAUCAUUAACUGAUACUUGGGGUAGAGGAUUAUCACAUCAAUUUUUUACUACAUUAGAUGAUGCUGGGGCUUCAAUGACUUUUAGUUCUUUACAAGAUACUGAUUAUUUCAAAAAUCAUGAAUGUCCAAUGCCGUUAAUUGUUGCUAAUGGUAGAGCCCCAGAUACUAAGAUUAUAUCUUUGAACUCAACAAAUAUUGAAUUUAAUCCAUUUGAAAUGGGUUCAUACGACAAAAGUAUUUAUCAAUUUAUGGAUUUGAAAUAUUUAGGUUCUCGUUUAGAUGAUGGUAAAAGUAAUGGUACUUGUUAUAAUGGAUUUGAUAAUGCAGGUUUUGUUUUGGGUACUUCAUCAACUUUAUUUAAUCAAUUUAUUUUAAGAAUUAAUACUACUGAUUUAUCAUCAACUAUAAAAACUAUUAUUUCAUCAAUUUUAGAAGAUGUCUCUAAGGAUCAAGAUGAUGUUGCUAUUUAUAAACCAAAUCCAUUUUAUGAAACUGAAGUAGGUACUUCAGAACAUAUUCCAAAAAAUGAUACUUUAAGUAUAGUUGAUGGUGGAGAAGAUGGUCAAAAUAUUCCAUUAUAUCCAUUAUUACAACCAGCAAGAAGUGUUGAUGUUAUUUUUGCAUAUGAUAAUUCAGCAGAUACUGAAUAUAGUUGGCCAAAUGGUACUUCAAUGAUUCAAUCUUAUAGAAGACAAUUUGGUGAUUUUGGUAAUGGUACUAUUUUCCCAUAUGUACCAGAUGCAAACACUUUCAUUAAUGAAAAUCUUACCGCAAGACCAACUUUUUUCGGUUGUGAUGCUAAAAAUUUAACUUCAUUAUUAGGCAACAAUAACUCAAGUUAUACAAAUAGUUCAGGUCAAAGUGCAAUAUAUGAUUCUCCAUUGAUAGUAUAUACAGCAAACAGACCAUUUUCAUAUUGGUCAAACACAUCAACAUUCAAAAUGAAAUACGACAACGAUGAAAGAAAUUCAAUUAUACAAAAUGGAUUCGAAGUAGCUUCAAGAAACAACGGUACUUUAGAUUCAGAAUGGGCAGCAUGUGUAGGAUGUGCCAUUAUAAGAAGAUCUCAAGAAAGAAAUGGUGAAGAACAAAGUGAUCAAUGUAAAAAAUGUUUUGAAAGAUAUUGUUGGGAUGGUAGUUUGAAUUCUGAAGAAACUAAUCAAAAUUUCACAAGUACUGGUACUACAAAUGGUCAAGAAGAAACUUUAGGUAAAAAGAAAAAUUUGGGUGUUAGUAAUUUUACUAUCAAUUGGAGUUUAUGGAUUGGAUUGUUGUCUGUGGUUGGGUUAUUUACUUUACAAUAG
Molecule: messenger RNA, 1902 nt
Organism: Lodderomyces jiufengensis
Lineage: Eukaryota; Fungi; Ascomycota; Pichiomycetes; Serinales; Debaryomycetaceae
Gene: PLB3
Product: lysophospholipase
Exons: 1
Coding region: 1-1902 (633 amino acids)
Biological process (GO): glycerophospholipid catabolic process
Cellular component (GO): cytosol; extracellular region; plasma membrane
Molecular function (GO): A2-type glycerophospholipase activity
Source: RefSeq, a predicted model, not a curated record